AUGGACGAUCAACGGGUUGGGGUUGGGUGGAUUUUUGCCACCGAUAUUUUCGAGACAUGCAGAGCUCACCGCUACUUUCCUCACGACCUCCGCUUCCUGUCAAGGCGAUCUACCGUCCAUCCCCUUCCGUCGACGAUCAAACCCCCAACUCCAUGGCUGCUGCCGGACCCAAGUUGGUUCAGAAGACUAUUACUCUCCCUCCCUACAGCCGUGGUUGCCAUCUUAUUACCUCUAAGAUAGCGUCUAUGGAGAACACCUUAAAGGCGUCAGUCAAGAAUACUGAUGCUCUGAGGGAGGAACUCACAAAGUUGAUGCAGAUAAUCAACACCGGAAAGAUUUCUCUGCCGGUGAUUGCCCAAACCUCCGAAGAACAGACGCAGCAACCAAUUUGCACUCAUCAGACCCGUUGCAUGGUAAGAUUCCCUGAAAGUCCAAACACUACUGAUCCUAUAACUAGUUUGACAAAGUUUGGUAAGGUGGAUUUUCCUAGCUAUGAUGGUAUUGAGAAUUUUAGGGGAUGGUUGUAUAAAUGCAAUUGUUUCUUUAAGGCUCCUAAUGUCCCUGAUGAACAGAAAGCAGAAAUAGCUUCCAUGUAUUUGUCUGGGGCUGCUAUCAUUUGGCAUGAAUGUUAUAUGGAAGACAAUAAGACAUUUCCUAAUUGGAGGGAUUAUAUUUUUUAUAUGAGUUUGAGGUUUGGGGAGGGUGAGAUGCAAGACCCCAUAAUCUUGUGGAAAAACUUGAGCCAACCAGGUAGUGUGAAUGAGUAUCAAAAGGAUUUUGAAAGGAUCAGGGUUAGAGUGAAGUGUAGUGAGAAACAAGCAGUUUUUAUGUUUGUAGGAGGCCCGAAAGAGGAGUUACAGCAUUCUGUGACUUGCUACAAUCCAAAGUCAAUUGUUGAGGCUUAUGCAAUAGCCAAGCAUCAGGAAUUGUCUGUCAAUUCCAUUAUCGAGAAGUCCAGAAACCUCCCACCUCUCCUGCCUUUACCACCCAAUUCCCAAAAAACAUUUCCAAACAUUUAUCCCUACAUAUACCAGAACCAAAAUACCAAAUUACCAUAUAACCUUCCCAAGCCACCAGCAUUUACUCCUCAAAACAGCCAUAUAAUCUCUUCUGUGGCUAAGGACAAGCCAAGGAAUACUAGGUCUUUAUCAGAGGCUAAACUGGAAGAUAGGAAGCAGAAAGGCUUGUGCUUUUGGUGUGAUGAGAGACAUACAGCGGGUCAUAGAUGUUCCAAGAAGAAAUUGUAUGACUUGGAGAUAUAUCCUGUUGAUGAGGAAGGUGCGGUAGAAGUAGAAAAUUUGGAUGAGCAAAUGAGUUUGAACCAGAUUACUGUCAGUGACAAGACCAAACCAGUGGUUUCAAUUCAUUCUUUAGAUGCUAGAACAACUUAUAAUGUUUUCAAGGUGAUAGGUUCAGUUAAUAACAAACCAAUUUUGAUAUUGGUAGAUUCAAGGAGCACUCACAAUAUAUUGAAUGAAGAAUUGGUAGCCGAGUUUGGGCUUGAAACAACAAAAACUGAGAGCCACCAGAUUUUCAUGGCUGAUGGAAUCCAUGAGGCAGGCACUAGAAAAUGUGAAAGGUUUAAAUGGAUGAUGCAAGGGUAUCAAUUUGAGACUGAGAUGCUACUGUCUCCUCUAAAGGAUUAUGAUCUCAUUCUUGGGGUUCAAUGGUUGGAACCAUUUGAAAAGCAUAUGUUUGAAAAGUUUGAAGAAGGCAAAUUGUUAGAAACUAGUCCAAAGAAGGGGCAAUGUGCAGAGGCUGCGUUUUCAUUAGAGCAAGCUUUGUUUCAGGAUAAGUGGGUUGGAGCUGGAGCUUGGAUAGUUAAACAAGUGCUGAAAGAAUUGGUUAGACAAAAUGCUGAUUCAACAUCUUCUUUUGGUACUUUAUUGGAUAAUGAAUAUCAGUGCUUCCCUGGUAUGAAUUUGGGUAAGUGGUUCUCUUGGUUGGUGUUUAUGAGCACAUGAUACAAGCAAUUCUUGUCAAAAUAUUUAACCUCUACGGAUGAUACAGUCCAUUUAUGGGAGCUGAGUUGGCAAGGCUGUUAGAGUUGAUAAAGUUUGUUAAAGGAAGAUUGUUAGUCUGUUAAGCCAUUAGUAGUAUAUAAGAGACAAUGCCCUGUAAUUGUAAUAUCUAUUGAAUGAAUAUUGAACUUUGCU
This is a messenger RNA of Rubroshorea leprosula, 2156 nucleotides long. NCBI's taxonomy places the organism in Eukaryota, Viridiplantae, Streptophyta, Magnoliopsida, Malvales, Dipterocarpaceae. The record is from the annotation of a GenBank genome assembly.